Planococcus citri (citrus mealybug) is the source of this 3230-nucleotide messenger RNA. It is a transcript of the gene Naxd, whose product is annotated as NAD(P)HX dehydratase. The record is from RefSeq and is a predicted model, not a curated record. Gene Ontology annotation, biological process: metabolite repair. The transcript is spliced from 2 exons. Gene Ontology annotation, molecular function: ATP-dependent NAD(P)H-hydrate dehydratase activity. Lineage: Eukaryota; Metazoa; Arthropoda; Insecta; Hemiptera; Pseudococcidae. The coding region runs from base 231 to 1331 and encodes 366 amino acids.
AUUUGAUCUGAAACAUAUUUAAAUGUCUUAAAAUGAAAUGGUUCGUAGAGACAGGCAAUACACAAGCAAAUUUUAACGUGAAUUUUCGAAUAAACGCUUAUCGAUCUGCUAUAAUUUUGACUGAUAUAAUCACGCAUUGAUACGAUGGACGGAUUGUUCGUAUAUUGUAUAGUGUAAGCACUUCGAUGAAAAACUAAAUCAAUCAUUUUAUCGCAACGUGUGAACGUGAGAUGAAAUUACGCGUACAUAUUAUUUAUUUUUUUCCAAUUGCGUGGUUGAUGCAAACGCAGCUGUCAGAUGCAAUACUUGAUACAAACAUAUACCGCAAUCGUGCUAAUCUUACCACUGCUAUCACAGAAAUAUCUCCUAUACUUACACCAAAAUUUGUUAAAAAAAUGAGCUCAGUGCCCGAACAAGAAUUACAAGCUGCUGCGAAAACAUUACCUCCAGCUCUUUCAGAAUCGAAACACAAAGGACAAGCCGGUCGAAUUGGUAUAAUUGGUGGUUCUUCCGAGUACACAGGUGCUCCUUAUUUUGCGGGUAUCACAGCUCUGAGAUGUGGUGCAGAUCUAACGUACAUAUUUUGUAUGAAAGACGCGGCGAUACCUAUUAAAUCAUAUUCACCAGAAUUGAUCGUAUUGCCAUUUUUAGAUGCCGAACACGGCAAAAGUUUGACCACAACGCGGCUUCUGAAUAUCCAUUCAUUGGUGAUAGGACCAGGCUUGGGAGAAAACGUCGAUGUGCAUCAGCUGGUCGUAUCCAUCAUUCAAUACGUAAAGGAAAAUCAGAAAAUUCUGUUUCGGAUUUCAUUAGUUUUUGAUGCAGAUGGAAUCGGAUUAUUGGCUGACAAUAAAGACGUUCUCUUAAAUUACCCUGGAUCUAUAUACAUAACUCCUAAUGCUAAUGAAAUAAAAAAAUUAGCAUUUGCGUAUUUCGGACGACGUGAUAUAAAUACUAGCGAUGAUGCGACAUUGCAAGAACUGGUUAAUCAAAUUCAUCCUAACGCUGUUCUCAUCUUGAAAGGUCAAAACGAUAAAAUAGUCACUCCCGAUGGUACGUAUGUUUGCUCUACUCCUGGUUCAUUGAGACGAUGUGGAGGACAAGGAGAUAUUUUAUCCGGUUCAUUAGGUUUAUUUUCAUAUUGGGCCAAUUUGUAUAAAGAAAAAGAAGACCAGAGUAACAUUCCAGCUGAAGUAAUCGCCAGCUAUUCCGCUUGUUCUAUCACAAGAUUAUGCAGUCAGUUUGCUCACGAAGAAAAAGAACGUGCCAUGGUGACUUCGGAUAUGCUGUCUCAAAUUGGCAAAGCGUAUAAAACAUUUUUCAGUUCAUAAAAAUUGGGUUUAGGUAACUUUUUUGAUCCAAUUUCUAUUUUAUGUUUUUAAUUUCAGAAGUAAAAUAAUUUAUUGUUUAUGCAACUUUGAACAUGCAACUAUUUUAUUUUUGUUGGGCUAUCGCUUGGUUUUAUUUAUUGUUAUAUUCGUCACUCAUCAUUUUUUUGUUACUGCUGUAUUGUGAUUUUAUAUUCAAAUUUGAGAAUAAUUUCAUUGGUGAUUGUAAAAAAAUAAUUAUAAAAUAUUUAUUGAUAUAAUUAUUAUUACUUGUUGGAAAUGUGCAACACUGCCAUCGAAAUUUAACUAGAUUUAAGCUCUAUCCGGUGUGUGUGGUAACAUUGUUUUUUUUCACCAUGCCUUUAUCAUCUCGUUUUGUACUUAUAUAAUUUGAUGAAUUUGUUUUACGUAUUAAAUAAUGAACAAGACUCUGCUUUUUCGUGACUUUAUUUAAACUGUAUAAUAACAGGUUAUGGGCCCAGUCCCUUGCCUAACUGUGCGCGAACAGAAAUCGAACUCGAACUAUGGUAUUUUUCAACUAAUGUACUUUGUACUACCGGCAAUUUUGGCCUCGCACUCUUUGAACUCGGCAUAUUUGGCCUCGCACUCCUUGAACUUUGAACAAGAACUAGAACUCGAUCAUUGGAUCUCGCACUCGAACAGAACAACCACUCAAUCUCCGAACUCAGUCAACAUGGACAACCUAAUAAUCAGCAUCUCAAAUGGCAUCUCCAAACUACAAGGUACACAGAACUAUCCUGAAUGGCGUUUUCGAUUGAACUUAGCUAUAGAACAAGUAACAAACUUACAUGACUUAGAAGUGCAUCAUACCACGAAAAAAACAAAACAAGAAAGUUUAGAAUUGAAACUCAAGCUCUUGAUCGCAGGUACAAUCAGUGAACAUGUGACCAGUCACAUUUUGCAUUGUACCACUUCAACUUUGAUGUUAGAUAAAAUCGAACAGCUCUAUGGUCCAAAAGAAGAAGAUCUUGAUGAACUGCAACUGGAAUUCUUCAAUUUCGAGUAUGACAGUAAAAAAUCCAUGCAAGAAAAUGUGAGUAAACUUGAAAUAUUGCGCCAAAAGAUAAUCAACUUAGGCGAUAGCAUUUCCGAGUCCGCUUUUAAAACAAGAAUUUUGUCAUCUCUACCUAAAUGUUUCGAUGCAAUCGUAUCAGCAGCUAAUCUGAACAAAAAAAUCAAGCUCAAAGAUUUAAUUUCAUCAUUGGUUUCCGAGGAUAUUCGUCUACGUAAAUUGAAAGGUGCUGAUAAGAAAGAACCAGAUCCGAAAAACGAACCUGUGAUUGUGAAAACAGCAGCAGCCCUGAUAGCAACCUCAUCAACUCCUCCAUCAGCUCAAUCCAAUACUAAUUCCGAAGAUCAAUCCUGCAAGUAUUGUAAAACGAAAGGUCACCUUGUGGAUUCCUGCCCUGAAUUGAUGAAAAGAAAUAAUGCAGUGUGCCAUUCCUGUGGAGAUAAGGGCCACUACUCAAAAAAUUGCAAGGUAAAAAAAGAAAAGGAAAAGGUAACACUUGCUUGUUAAAAUUGUUUUACAUUUCUUGUGUUCUUUGUAUUUUUAAACAUAUUAUCUACUCUUUUUAGAAUUAAGUGUUUCAUGACAUGUGUUUGUCUAUCCAAAUUUGCUCACUUUGUGAUUUUGUUCUAGUUUUUAUUACUAGGUGCUAUUUUUGAUUUUAUUUUUUAGAAUUACGUAUUCCUGAACUUUCGAUUGUUGUGUUGUAAGGGAGUGUUGGAAAUGUGCAACACUGCCAUCGAAAUUUAACUAGAUUUAAGCUCUAUCCGGUGUGUGUGGUAACAUUGUUUUUUUUCACCAUGCCUUUAUCAUCUCGUUUUGUACUUAUAUAAUUUGAUGAAUUUGUUUUACGUAUUAAAUAAUGAACAAGA